This is a messenger RNA of Meira miltonrushii, 1489 nucleotides long. RefSeq lists its product as uncharacterized. The record is from RefSeq and is a predicted model, not a curated record. Lineage: Eukaryota; Fungi; Basidiomycota; Exobasidiomycetes; Exobasidiales; Brachybasidiaceae. The coding region runs from base 69 to 1370 and encodes 433 amino acids. Gene Ontology annotation, biological process: protein dephosphorylation. Gene Ontology annotation, molecular function: inositol diphosphate tetrakisphosphate diphosphatase activity; phosphatase activity. Gene Ontology annotation, cellular component: cytoplasm. The transcript has a single exon.
AUCUUGUACAAACACAUCAUCACAUGAAAAUGAUGGUCAAUAUAUCCUACCGGCGAUAGAAUUGCAAAAUGGCAAAAGAUGAUGAAUUCGAUGCUGAGGCAAGUAGUGGUCCUUUGAAUUUCUACUGUCGACUUCCAACAGAAAAAGGAAGGUUGCCAAAUCGUAAAGCAAGUCCACCUCCUAUGAUCUGGUUAAAGCAUAUACUGGACAAUUUUGAUCAAUCAACAGACGAAUACCAGCAAUCAGGACAGAAUGGCAACUCUACAGGACAGUCAUCACGAACAGAAAGUGGCCUGCCAUCGAACUCACUCGACACAGUAACGGAAAAGGGCAAUGCUUUGCAGCUAGAAGAUCAGCCGGAAGAAGAGGAAGCGCCUUGGUUCUCUCAAUUGGUCAAUCUCCCGCAAGUACGCAGUGCAGGAGUUCCGAUGCUAUCACCUUCAACCUUACCGCCAACCAGAAAGACUAGAGAUGCUCCUACUGUUAAAAGAAGUGACGCAAUGACAAGACAAUUUACAGAGCAAAGUGCAGGUAGUGCAAGUAUGCAUGCAAGCACCUCGUCUUCAUCUAUUCUAGAUUCACCAGACAAUCCUUCUAGAGGCACUUUCGGACAAUCGCGAGCAUUAUACGGAAGCUCGGCCAGUUUAGCUUCCCAUUUCACUUCCGCCUCCACGAAUGGAGCGGCAAACAAUCCAACUUCUACUCUUUCAGCAUCGCCUCUGAUACCGCCAGAUAACUUUGCAAUGGUCAAUUCGUGGGUGUAUCGGAGCAGCUUUCCGAAGAAGCGACAUUUCCCAUUCUUGCGCACGUUGGGUCUCAAGAGUGUACUUACGUUAAUCUUGGAAGAAUAUCCAGAACAAAAUAUGCAAUUUUUAGAUCAAAAUGGAAUCACAUUCUUUCAAUUUGGCAUACCGGGAAACAAAGAACCUUUUGUUCAAAUCCCGCAAGAUAAAAUCACAGCCGCGCUGGUGACGAUUAUGGAUCGAAGAAAUCAUCCAAUGCUGAUCCAUUGCAACAAGGGAAAACAUCGAACGGGUUGUUUGAUCGGAUGUUUACGUAAAUUACAACAAUGGAGUUUAACCACAAUCUUUGAUGAAUAUAGACGAUUUUCCGCACCCAAAAGUCGUUCGAUGGAUCAAGAAUUUAUCGAACUGUAUCGUGAAAGCGUUGUUUGGUCACAAGUUGAACGUGAUUGGCUGCCAAAGUGGGCCGUCUUGGGCAAAAAGAUAAGGAUCUUGAUUGAUGAAGAAGAGGAUCACGCGGCAAUCACUUCGCAUAUAAACACAUUGCCCUUAAGCGCAAGCAGAUAUUUACGGGAUACUGCUUCAUCCUCAGAGAUACGGUCUCGCUUAAGAAUUGUGGGAAUGUGAUCAAUCUGGCAUGUAUAAAAAAAUCAUUAAAUGUGUAGAAUGGUACAAAUGUGCUCUAAUAAUAUGUACGAGAAGGUAUAAUGAAGCAGAGAAAUAAGAAUGCUUGUGUGUGUGUGGUA